Xenopus laevis (African clawed frog) is the source of this 2416-nucleotide messenger RNA. It is a transcript of the gene tmem44.L, whose product is annotated as transmembrane protein 44 L homeolog. The record is from RefSeq and is a predicted model, not a curated record. The coding region runs from base 504 to 1901 and encodes 465 amino acids. Gene Ontology annotation, biological process: basic amino acid transmembrane transport; L-lysine transmembrane transport. Lineage: Eukaryota; Metazoa; Chordata; Amphibia; Anura; Pipidae. The transcript is spliced from 11 exons. Gene Ontology annotation, molecular function: basic amino acid transmembrane transporter activity.
UAGUUUUGGAGUACUUUUGAAGUGACUCUUGGCUGGUUUUGUAGCUGAUUUUGAAAAUUAGACCUGACAACCUUGCUGCAACACCACACAACUGUUGUUAAACUACAACAAAACUCCUUUUGUACACAGGACGCUCUAUGGCCAAGGCAAUAAUGUUAGAUACAGUUCCCACAUUUCUCUAAUGCACCUCAACAACAUGUUGGCAGCACCCGCAUGUGAGUGAAAGUAGUAGGGCGGCCUGAUGUAAGGAGCGCUUGGAUUGUGAGGAGUGAGACGUAGUGCAGCAGCUGAGGGCAGACUUCCUGCUUGUCAGGGUAGGGCUGUGAGACAAGCCGCAAUUACAGCUGACACAGAUCUGCUCUCAGCGAGACCACGCGGGACGGGGGGAGACUGAUUUAGUGAAGUAAAACUGUUAAACUACAGUCUACAGCGGCUCUGUAUGUCUAUCCGCGCGCCAUGUGAUUGUAGAAUGGGCUGCAGACGUGUGUGUCAGUAGAAAGAAGAUGAUUGGGAGAAGGAAUGGAACCGGUGACAGCGCCGUGGGCAGAGCCGGUGUGUGGAGCUGGGACUAUUUGAUCACCUGCUUCGCACAGGAAAAAGUUUGUGUGUCGUUCGUGCUGUGGCUCCUGUCGUGCCUCUUCUGGCUCACCUCCUGCUCCAUACAAUUUAACUUACGAUGUACAAGGAAAUCCAGUCAUGAGGCAACUGUUUUUUGGAAUAUAUAUAGAUUUUUUGGCUCUAUGUGUAACACCAUCGGAGCACUGCUGUCCCAGCAACUCGCUAUCCAGGUCAUUACUGGAUUCUAUAUGGCCAUAGCAGAUGUUGUACACUUUUUAUUAACCCUCUACCCUGCUUGUACCUACAAAGAUAGACCGCGAUCUAGCUGUCGUUCUCGGACAAGGAAAAAGUCGAUUCUGUCUGCUCUCUCAGUCACUUUAUUUGCAGUUGUUGGGUGUAACUUACUGAAUGCCCAUAAUUACGUAUCCUAUGAUGUGUCUUAUGUGCCACAGAGAAGGCUGCUUGAGUCUGCACUACAAGAACGCACUGACAUUGUGGGCUUCACACUGGGAAUUAUUGCUGUUAUUGUAACUUGGACAGCCAGGGUACCCCUCAUAACAAAAGUAUGCAAGGGGAAGGUGUUCCCAGUUCUGCAUAUCUGGGCUAUUUUGUUUUCUUCUCUCGCCAGUGUGAUGUAUGCAGUUUCUGUCAUGUCUCAUGACCGCCGUCCUGAAUACUUUAUAAGGGCCAUUCCUUGGUUUCUUAUCUCUUUGGGAGCUGCUGCUCUGGAUGUUGCUCUUAUGUUUCUGUAUUGCCUAAUGAAAAAUACGUUCAUACCUCCAAUGACACUGGUUUCUAUGCCAGUGGAUGGUUCAGACAAAGUUGAGUUGCUUGCACAGGAUGAUGAUGAAGAUGAGGAAGAAACAGAUGGAAACCACAAUCCUGCAGAAAAGAGAAGAAGGAAAAGUUGGACUCCGUUAAAUAUGAUUCCUGACAAAGGGCAGAACAUCAAGAAAGCACUUGGACGAUACGUGAGACUGAGCGUUGAACAGGUGCAAGAGGUAGGGACUGAAGAAGUGAGGUUACCUGGUGAUGGAGAGACUAACGCUGGGACCAACAAUGAGCCUAUUUGUUACCUAGACCUACCUGUAUAUCCACCGGAUCAUGUGACCGUAGCUCAGCUGUGCUCUGCCAGUUCUUCUGAGAUUUCUUCUUCUAACAAUGAACUGGAGGAGCUCAGAGACCGUAAAAUCCAUUUAAACCAACCGGUAUAUCGGAAUACAAAUGAACUGAAAUGUUUCUUUCACUCAUACGAGAAUUCUCAAGAUUAUAGAGCAUGUAAUUCAGCAGAUGCCUGUGGGACUUUAGGCAUUUCCCUUUGGGCACACCCAGUGGGACUUUGACGAUUUGGAUCCACAGUGGAGUAACAAUUCUUAUAUAUCAAAUAUUCAUCCCAAGGACAGCUCUGUAUUGAGCACUGCUACUGAAUAGCAACUCUGCCAAAUUGUUGUGAUCAGUCACCAAGGAUUAUACAGCCAAUAAAAGCAGCAAAUUGCAAGACUUUCACCACAGAUGGGGCAUCAAGAGAGAAGACUUCUGAUAAACUAUGCACCUCACCAACUAUAGGAGUAUUUCUUAUUAGAAAGCUUCAUUUGUCUGAAGACUAAUAUGACCAUGUUUCUUGGCAACAGUGAAUGCACAACAACAGCAGCAGCAGGAUAUUCUAUACAGGUCAUUAGAGAAAGUGUUUGAUGUUGACCUGUUAAUUGUAUUGAGUUGUGAAACACAAUAUCUGGAAACUGUAUGAUGAAAGAACAUCUUUUGGAAAGUUUCGGAAUAAACUUAGACAAACAUGAACACAUUGUUUAAGGUGCUUGAGCUAAUAUCUUUGCUUUAUUACAGAUUUGGAUUCAUAUUA